This is a messenger RNA of Abrus precatorius (Indian licorice), 1167 nucleotides long. Its product is annotated as coiled-coil domain-containing protein 12. Lineage: Eukaryota; Viridiplantae; Streptophyta; Magnoliopsida; Fabales; Fabaceae. The record is from RefSeq and is a predicted model, not a curated record. Bases 99 to 587 code for a protein of 162 amino acids. The transcript has 2 exons. Gene Ontology annotation, cellular component: U2-type spliceosomal complex; post-mRNA release spliceosomal complex.
GACACAAUGAGUAAAGGGGACUGAACUCACUGAGCGACUGAAUUUGAAGGAGACGGAUUAGGGUUUCAGCUUACAGAAAUUUCGAUUCUGGAAGAACAAUGGGCAGCGAAGACGAGUCGAUUGAGCAAGCCGUUGCUUCCCGUCGCGAAAGAUUACUGGCUCUCAGAGCUGCUCAGGAAUUGUCCAAUGCUCCCGAACCUGAACCCGAACCUAAGGAUAAUAACGACGAUGAAGAUGAAGAUGAAGAACAAGAAGGGAAGGGAAGUUCCUCAAACGGGAGCAUGAAGUUCCGUAACUAUGUUCCUCAUGAUAAGCACCUUCAGGAAGGGAAGCUUGCCCCUGCAGUGCUCCCAAAGUUCGAAGACCCUGUGGCUGCUGCGCCUCCCCCACCCGAGCCUGAGGCCAACGACGAUCCCUUUCUCAAUAUUGCUCCCAAGAAACCAAAUUGGGACCUGCGUAGAGAUGUGCAGAAGAAGCUUGAUAAGCUCGAAAAGCGAACUCAGAAGGCUCUCUAUCAACUUAUGGUGGAACAAGAGAAGCAAAACCAAUUGGCUGAAGGAGAUGAUACAAAUGGCACAGCUGACUAGAUUGCAAUUUGUGGCAGCAGCUGAAAGAUAUUGAAGCAAUAUGCUGAAAACCUCUAUUCCCAUUUAAGCUGCUUAACGCUUACAAUAUUGGCUUCUAAACACAAGUCAUUGCGAUUUUGCAGUGUGUCGUGAAUGUUGUAUCAUUCACUUCUCUUUCAAUGACUGUGUGUGUGUGUAUUAGAUCUGUUUUUAGAGGUGAAAUUUCCCUGGAUUCUGAUAGGUGUAUUAUUUUAUAAAUAUACGCAACAUUGCUCAAGUAUCUGAUAUGUAAUUUCUAUUUCUUUUUUUCUCAAUUUUAGUUUCCUAUGUUGAGACUAAAAGGAAUGCUUAAGCGGGUGAUUAAUGAUCUUCAGGGCAACUGUUGCGACAAUAAUUAAUUUUCUUAUUUGAUAGGAUAAUAUUUUUGUUAUUAUUUUUCUAUUUGAUAGAAUUUUAUUCUAUUUCUCUUUUAGGAUCGUUGUUCUUCUUUUAUAGGAUUUGAUUGUUGUUUCUUUUUUCUAUAAUUACCUUAGUGAUUGUAUUAAGAAUUAUUGAAAAAUUCUUAUAAGUAAAAUUACAAGCAAAAGGGGAUUCCUUUUGU